Molecule: messenger RNA, 543 nt
Organism: Temnothorax curvispinosus
Lineage: Eukaryota; Metazoa; Arthropoda; Insecta; Hymenoptera; Formicidae
Exons: 4
Coding region: 100-543 (147 amino acids)
Biological process (GO): sensory perception of taste
Cellular component (GO): membrane
Source: RefSeq, a predicted model, not a curated record
AUAAUUAUUUGUUUUUUAUUAAAUUAAUAUCUUUUUAGACAUCUCCAUUUGGAACUUUGCCGGACAGCUCGCGAUAUAAAUGGUUUCUUCGGAGUACAAAUGACUUUGCAAAUAAUAUCCUAUUUCAUUCUCUUAAACGAAGGGUCUUACUUCGAAUAUCACACGAUAUUACAUCUGAAAGAAAUAAUAAACAAUGAUGUGAUAUUAAAAACAUUUCUUUCUAGUAUGAUGUGGUUUUUCAUAUUUUUAACAAAACUUAUAUCACUGAAUCACAUUUGCGAAAGCGUUAGCGCUAAGGCGCACAAGACCAAGAGCAUUAUCCACAAAUUAACAAAUCUCAUUUGCUUUGCGGAAGCUCGCGAAGAGAUUUAUCAGUUUGUUUUGCAAGUAUCAUUACGACCAUUGAAGUUUAGUGGUUUGGGACUAUUUUAUUUCGGCUACGCCUUUAUUCGUAAGUUUUUCGUCUGGACUCUCACCAUCGUUAUUUUUAUGGCGCAAAUGGAUUUUGUUCCUGUAUGGAACACAAUUGACAGAAAAAUAUAG